Messenger RNA from Gadus morhua (Atlantic cod), 1800 nucleotides. It is a transcript of the gene calm2a, whose product is annotated as calmodulin 2a (phosphorylase kinase, delta). Gene Ontology annotation, molecular function: calcium ion binding. Bases 235 to 684 code for a protein of 149 amino acids. Lineage: Eukaryota; Metazoa; Chordata; Actinopteri; Gadiformes; Gadidae. The record is from RefSeq and is a predicted model, not a curated record. The transcript is spliced from 6 exons. Gene Ontology annotation, cellular component: myosin II complex.
ACUUGGUGAAUCUUGUACUACAAUCAGUUAUUUAAAGUUUGUAUUGAUUGAGGGAAGAGGAAGUUGGCGGAGGGAUCGUAAAAGAGGAGGAGUUAAAGAAUAUCCGUUAAAGGCGCGUCCAGUUGCUUUUCUCUCAGUGCACUGAUAGAGAUUUCUAGUGAGCGUGUUGAAGUUGAUCGUUACUGUGAUCACUUACGGACUUAUUUGUAAAUCAGCUGCCCCAUCUUCUUCGAAAUGGCAGACCAACUGACAGAGGAGCAGAUUGCCGAAUUCAAGGAGGCGUUCUCGCUCUUCGACAAGGAUGGCGAUGGCACCAUCACCACCAAAGAGCUGGGCACUGUCAUGCGCUCACUGGGCCAGAACCCCACAGAGGCUGAGCUCCAGGACAUGAUCAACGAAGUUGACGCUGAUGGUAAUGGAACGAUAGACUUUCCAGAGUUUCUGACCAUGAUGGCGAGGAAGAUGAAGGACACAGACAGCGAGGAGGAGAUCAGAGAAGCAUUCCGUGUCUUCGACAAGGAUGGCAACGGCUACAUCAGUGCUGCUGAGCUGCGUCACGUGAUGACAAACCUGGGUGAGAAGCUGACUGACGAAGAAGUGGACGAGAUGAUCAGAGAAGCAGACAUUGACGGUGAUGGUCAGGUCAACUAUGAAGAGUUCGUACAAAUGAUGACGGCGAAGUGAUGGCCUUGUACAGAUUUCUUAUAAAUAAUUUGCCUUUUUUUCUUUGUGUAAUUUAUCUGUAAAAUCUUAAUAGCCCCCCUCUCGUCCCUGCCCCUUGCUGUCCAAAGGAACUGCAUGUAAACUGCAUACGCUCUUGUCCCCAUGUCCCUUUCUUUUGCUGUCAUGGUGUUUUGGAGUGACGGAGCGGUCUUGCAUCCAGAUGCCUGUGGAGGCCUUGGCUGGCCAGAGAACUUAAAAACCUUCCUCUCAUGUGGGCACAGGCCCCUCCACGCAUGGCGGUAUUGGAAACCUGUCUGCUGGUUGUCACUUGGCAACGCUGUUGGCAUGGAAACGAUGUGGAGAAGCUAAACUCUGCAUGGACUACGGACAAAGUAUAUAUGGAAAAUUUCUCAGCAUUGCACUACUGCAAAAAAUGACACGGGUGUAUCUCCUAGGUACUCGUACAAACUCUUUUUGUAUCUGCUGUUCUAUAUACCAGAAAUGACUAAUCUUACUAUGCUUUUUAAUGUUUUACUCACUACUUUUAAUUUCUUUUCUUUUUUUUAAUGGUCUUUGGCCAUGCCUCAAAUAAUCCAUUCCAAGUUGUAUAUUUUUGUUUUACAAUAAAAGUUACAAUCUACCCAGAUUUGAAAAUUGUCUUGUUUUCUCGAUUAACAUUUGUAUAUGCUGUAAUUCCCAUUUAUGUAUUUGGGGCAGAAUGCUCAUUUGACUUUUUUUUUUGACUCAUUAAAGAUGUUUACUGUUUGAAGUAUCCAUGUUCAAUGUCCCGAAAUACUCGGAGCAUCAGCCAAUGCCCCUUAUAGUUCCAAUUUUGGAUGAAGUCUGUAUUGUCAUUAAAAUAAAGGCAGAGUGGGUUCAAAGGUUUAGUGUUCAAGAGCAUAUAAUUGUACUCUACAUGAAAAUUGCUAUCUACUGGCUAGAUGGGCUAUGUGCACUCUGUCAGACCACGUACUAGGAAGAUGAGUAAUGUCUUACUGGGCAUUUGACCACAAUGAUGUGGCACCAGGCACUAGCAUACAUCGGUAACUUUUUUCCUUCUCAAUAUUGAGUUUGUUACAGUAGCUUGCAGAUACUAAGUUAAUCAUUUCAAUGACUGAAAUAAAGCUCUCUUGUGGA